This is a messenger RNA of Branchiostoma belcheri (Belcher's lancelet), 1503 nucleotides long. RefSeq lists its product as uncharacterized. The transcript is spliced from 7 exons. Gene Ontology annotation, molecular function: oxidoreductase activity. Bases 69 to 992 code for a protein of 307 amino acids. The record is from RefSeq and is a predicted model, not a curated record. Lineage: Eukaryota; Metazoa; Chordata; Leptocardii; Amphioxiformes; Branchiostomatidae.
CGUGGUUUGAAAUGUGUGCUGUGUGAACGGAACAGUCAACUUGUGCAGGAGGCUAGCGCAGGAAAUAGAUGUCCAAGCUACCUUUGUUACUUAAAUCUGCCCACAACAACGGUGUGACAGGUGCUCAUCUUAUCUCGAGGGAGGAUCUUCUGCGGAGAGAGCCCCACCUGAAUCCAGCUGCAGUCGGAGCGAUGGUGAUACCAGGGGAGUCAGUCGUGGACCCAUGGCUCAUACCUGUCACACUGGCACACAAAGCCUGGCAACACGGGGCCAAGAUCAUGAGAGACUGCAAGGUGCUUGGAGGGCAUCUUGAAAGAGUCAGCCAUUGGUUGCUUCAAACUUCAAGAGGACCAAUCAGAAGCAGAGUUGUCAUCAACUGUGCUGGUCUCCAGGGCGACAUAGUGGAAGCCAUCAACCAGCCCAGUCCUUUUCGGAUCCAUCCGAGAAAGGGCCAGUUUGCAGUGUUUGACUGCUCAGCUGCAAGUCUUCUCCACUCCAUCAUCCUACCUGUCCCAACAGAGAGGACAAAAGGUGUUCUGGUCUUCCCAUCAGUGUACGGCAACAUUGUGGUCGGGCCUACAGCAGAGGACCAGGAAACUAGGGAGAAUCCACAAGUUCAUCAGAAAGUCAUUGACGAGCUGACGAGAUACGCUCACUUUGUCCUUCCCGAGUUGGCUGAAUAUCCAGUUGUAGUGACCUACGCAGGGCUCCGUCCAGCAACACAGACAAAGGACUAUCACUUCAUUGUUGACAAGGACAGAGGAUGGGUGACCGUUGGUGGGAUCCGAUCCACAGGACUCUCUGCCUGUCUGGCUAUUGCCAGACGUGUUGCCAACUCCCUCCCAACAUCACAACCUUCCAUCACAUACCCAGAACACAGGCCAACCAUGAGAAAAACAGCACAAGAUACUGUGGAAAUGGACGGGGUGUCAUAUCGUAUUACACAUCCAUUGAUUAGGCUUGGGUUUGCUGACAAGGUGGCAAAAUUGUAGUUCAUCAUAAUCUUUCUUUAUUUCAGGCAUCCUUGGCCCAUAUAAAUAGAAGAAAACAUACAACAAAUAGAAAUGCACGUAAUAACACCAGUUAGAAAUAUGACAGAUCCUGAUAUUGCGGAAGAAUCUGUUGCGGAAGAUUACAUCAAAUUUGAGAACAGAUUGGAUGAUGUUAUUUGAGGAGUUGUACAGAGGGGAUAUGAAAGAAUAACAUUGUUUGCGCCAUGAAGUGUCAAAGGUGUCUGUCCUAUGGUAAACAAACACUGGCACUGCAAAAUCUAGAUAAAUACAACAGGUCUUAACACUACUGUUAGUGUCCUUUCCCCUGUAUAAUGGUACGGUCCAAAAAGUGGUCGGUUACUUUUAAGGUUACCGCCUGAUGAUGAUAAACCGAUGGGAAAUGGAGCCUUCUGAUUGGUGGACGUCUUCUGCAAAGUAAUACACGUUCGAUUCUGUGUAAGCUAUUAGAAGAUUUGACAAAAAGCGCGUACUUCAGGUACAUACUGUCCUU